GUAAAAGAUGUUUGUUGUAGAAAUAAUCUCGAAAGGAUGAAAUUAUCUUCAUUAGCUAAAACAUAUGCAAAACGAAUUGCAAUUGCAGAUGGUAAUAAAAAUUGUAAAUUUUGUGGUCGAAUUCUAUCAUACUGUUUGACAAAAUCCGUUUAUGCAUCAAAUGAACCAGCAUACUGUUGUUGUUGUGAUCGAUAUCAUCGUCUUUUUCGUUUAGCUGUAAAUUAUUCUGAAAUGUUAAAUAAACGUUAUCGUCAACAACGACGUAAUUAUAAUAAUAAUAGACAAAAGUUGAUUGAUGUGAAAAAUGAUGAAUUAACAAGUCAUUUGAAUGAAUCUAGUACAAACGGAGUGGAAUCAGUGAUGGAUUUAGUGAGUAAGUUAAUGAAUGAUUUUUAUUUGUAA
This is a messenger RNA of Schistosoma turkestanicum, 402 nucleotides long. The record is from the annotation of a GenBank genome assembly. NCBI's taxonomy places the organism in Eukaryota, Metazoa, Platyhelminthes, Trematoda, Strigeidida, Schistosomatidae.